AUGACUCAAAUGAUCAAAGUGAAUAAUUUACUGUUCGAUGAUCUUGCUCCAUUACGGUAUGGCACUAAUCCUAUUAUUCUUGAAACGAAUCGAGGGAUGAAUUACAGGGAUAUGUAUAAAGAAUUGGAUUCUUUAGGAUCCGGUGGUUUUGGACACGUGUUUGAAGUGGAGAAUAAUAACGAAAAAUAUGCCAUUAAAAAAUGCAAAUUAAGUGAUUUGAAUGAAAAACAAAAGGAAAAUAUUUUGAAAGAAACGGAUAACUUGAUUAAAUUGCGCUCAAUAUAUUUAUGUGACUUCGGUUUGUCUAAAGAAGUGAAAGCAUUGAGUGAUGCAUACAAUCAAAGCAGUGCUAAACACACCGCAGAUGUGGUUCAAUAUAUGGCACCCGAAGGACAGACCACUGAAUACAACCAUUUAAUUCUGGCACUCAUUGGAGCGAAAAUAUUUGGUUUUGAUUCCGACGAUAUCAGAGACGGAGUGAUAUAUGGAAACAAAGACCUGAAUGUGGAAUAA
Messenger RNA from Medioppia subpectinata, 513 nucleotides. The record is from the annotation of a GenBank genome assembly. NCBI's taxonomy places the organism in Eukaryota, Metazoa, Arthropoda, Arachnida, Sarcoptiformes, Oppiidae.